Molecule: messenger RNA, 969 nt
Organism: Dichotomopilus funicola
Lineage: Eukaryota; Fungi; Ascomycota; Sordariomycetes; Sordariales; Chaetomiaceae
Exons: 2
Coding region: 1-969 (322 amino acids)
Biological process (GO): tRNA wobble uridine modification
Cellular component (GO): elongator holoenzyme complex
Source: RefSeq, a predicted model, not a curated record
AUGAGCCUACGCACCCCCCACCUCCUAGAACCCUAUCUCUCCCUCCCCCCAGAAUCCACCCUCCUCCUGCUCACCAGCGUCCUAGGCGCGAGCACAAACUGGCUCGUCCUCCGUCAUCUGCACUCCCUCCUCAAACCCUCGACCUCGACCCCACUGCCGUCACCAGGGAUAGGAAAGAACGGAGAGACGCCAGAAGCAAACGGAGGCGGAGACACGGCCGUUCUGCUAGUCAGCUUUCUCCGCGAUCGAGCGUUUUGGAAGGAGAAUCUUGCCCGGUUGGGGGUGGAUUUGGAUGCGGCUGCGCGCAGGGGGAGGUUUGGGUAUGUGGAUGGGUUGGGGGGGUUGUUUGGGGGGGGGUUGUCACAGCAGCAGGAACAGCAGCAGCAGUUGACCGCAACGGGGACGGGGACGGCGCAGAAACGACAGGUUGAGUGGCAGAGGACGUUGACGAGUGCUGUGCCGGGGGAGAUUGGGCGGGUGGUCUUGGAGGGCGUGGGUGUGUUGGGUAAACGGGCAGCUAGUGUUGCUAGUGGUGGUAAUGAGGACGGAGAGGGGAGGAAAGUGGUGUUGGUGAUAGACGGGUUGGAUUUCGUCCUCGCUGCGCUGGAUCCAUACCCGAGCGUAGGACCAGGGAGUAAUCGGGGGGAAGCUGGGACAGCGGAGGCGGUGAAGACGAUGGUGAUGGAAUGGAGGGAGAAAACACAUGCUGUGAUCGUCACCCUAGCUGGCGACGAUCCGCUCAUCAGAGAGCACGAGACAACAUUGGAGAAGCAACACGCUUGGUUCGCGCUGAGUCUAGCGCACGAGGCCGAUACGAUUCUCAGUCUGAGACUCCUCGACACGGGCGCCGCCAAAGACGUGAGCGGUGUCAUCAGGAUCACGCACAAGGGAGCCAACGCCGAGGAUCAUGAAUACCUCUACCAUGUGGGAGGAGACGGUGGUGUUAGGGUAUUUGAACGAGGCCAAUAG